AUGGAUUCUGAAAUAAAAUAUUUAAAAAAAAAGAUAAAGGAACUUAAAUUAGAACUUUCUAAUAAAGAAAAAGUAUUAAAGCAAAAUAUAAAUAAUAAAAAAUACAAUGGGUUAUAUCUUGAAGAAUUUAAAAGAUAUGGCCGACAAAUAAUUAUACCAGAAAUAGGAAUAGAAGGUCAAAAGACCCUAAAAGCAGCAAAAGUAUUAGUUAUAGGGGCUGGAGGCUUGGGUUGUCCUGCUUUAACUUAUUUAACAGGAGCAGGAAUUGGGACUAUUGGAAUAGUUGAUGGAGAUUGUGUCGACAUAUCAAAUUGUCAUAGACAAAUAUUGCAUACAUCGUCUAAAUUAGGGCAAAAAAAAGUCAAUUCUGCUAUUGAAUAUUUAGAAGACCUAAAUCCUUUUGUAAAAUUUGUUAAUUAUUCUACACAUAUUUCUCCAUCUUCAGCAAUAGAUAUCAUUAAACCAUAUGAUAUCAUUCUUGAUUGUACAGAUAAUCAAUCAAUACGUUAUCUUAUAUCAGAUACAUGUGUUCUUUUAAAAAAGCCUUUAGUUAGUGCCAGUGCUAUAAGAACAGAAGGUCAACUUUGUAUUUAUGGAUUUCGAGGAAGCUGCUGUUACAGAUGUCUUUUUCCUACACCAUCGCCAAAAGAAACGGAUCAAACGUGCGAGGGAAAUGGUAUACUAGGAAUGGUUGUUGGAGUAAUGGGAACAUUGCAAGCAUUAGAAGUAAUAAAAAUUUUGUUAUCACAACAGCUAUUAUCCGAAUAUAACAACAUAGAAACAAAUAAUUAUGUAUCCUACAUGACUAUAUUUUCAGCAUUUUCGGUUCCUCAAUUCAAGUUUAUUAAACUUCGUCCGAGAAAAAGCUCAUGUCCAAGCUGUGGAGAUAAACCUUUAAUUACAAAAAAUAUAAUUGAAGAAGGAUCUUAUUACAAUUUAAAUACUAUAUGCAAAGAAGAAAUUUUAGAAAAGGAGCAGAGAAUUACUGCGCAGGGAAAUUCUAUAUUUCAAUCUAAAAAAAGAUCUCAAAUUAUAUUAAUUGAUGUUAGAGAUGAAACACAAUUUAAAACAUGUUCCAUACCAUUCUCUAUAAAUAUUCCAUUAGCUGAUUUGUAUAACCUUCCAUGCCUUCCUAUCGAUAAAAAUAAACAAAUAUAUGUCAUAUGCAAAUCAGGAAAUAAUUCUCAACUUGCAGUGAAACUACUUUAUGAAAGAUUUGAUAUUUCGAAUGUUAAAGAUGUUAUUGGAGGAUUAAAAUCAUGGAGUACUAUAAACAAAGAAUUUCCAAUAUAUUAA
Messenger RNA from Pneumocystis murina B123, 1296 nucleotides. RefSeq lists its product as hypothetical. Bases 1 to 1296 code for a protein of 431 amino acids. Gene Ontology annotation, cellular component: cytoplasm; cytosol. Gene Ontology annotation, biological process: protein urmylation; tRNA wobble position uridine thiolation. NCBI's taxonomy places the organism in Eukaryota, Fungi, Ascomycota, Pneumocystomycetes, Pneumocystales, Pneumocystaceae. The record is from RefSeq and is a predicted model, not a curated record. Gene Ontology annotation, molecular function: thiosulfate-cyanide sulfurtransferase activity; adenylyltransferase activity; URM1 activating enzyme activity. The transcript is spliced from 6 exons.